GACAUAUAAUCGAAGCCGUCGGUUGAUAUUAUAUUCUUUAGGUCCAUAUUAAUUGACUAAAAUGAAUUAUUGCCAACGGUGACGUCGAUGAGAAGUAUUACCUUUAUAGUUCCAAACGUACAAUAGUGCACUUUCCCAAAUCCCAAUAUAUGAAACUGGAAACGAAUCUAAAGGGAAAGAUGGUACCACGAGAAGAGAAUCGGACGAAAGCUUCAAGAUAAUGUUAUUUUGUUAAGAAGCAGAAAAGCCAUGUCAUGUGCUGCAGGGGACACUCAUGUGACCAACAUCUAUUUAGAUUAGGCAAAAUCUUCAAACGACAAAGGUCAAUUAUUAAUCUCAACAUGCCACAUGUACUUUCUCAUUUAUACACAUUUUUUUUGGAACUUUCCAUCUGUUUACAAUAUUUCUUCUUUUAUGUUUUAGUUCUCUAUCAAUAAUUGGUGAACCAUCAUGCCAAACAAGUGUUAGAGAUCCUAAUUUUAAUGUUUUUAAUUACUUGGUCAGAUUUAUCUAAAAACGUGAUAAAUAUAUAAUCAGGCAUGCUUGGUUAAAUCAAUAUUUCUUUAAAAAAUCAAUAUUAAAAUAAAUGCAAGAAUCUUUCACCAAGAAAGCCAUUCCAUUCUUUUUUUUCCUAGGCCACUCUAAAUGCUCAUCUAUAUGAGAAAUGUGAAUCUCUUAAAAAAUUAACUUAAGGCAAAAGGUAAAGAAAGAUACGCAAGAGAGUUGUGUGUUCAUGUUAUGUAUAUGCUUUAACAACAACGAGCGAUGAUGGUAAAUCCGUCUGAAGAAAAGUAUCUGAACUUUUUUUUGUUUUGAAGAAAGAAGGAUCCUCUCAGAUUUGGAAAUAAAGAUAAAACGAGAGAGGAAAAGAUUUGAGUUUCAUCACUAAACCAAUAUUUUUCUUACCACCCUUUGAGAGAGAAAAUGAGUAAAGAAGAGUUCAUGAACAUCCAGACUUGUGUUCUUAAAGUGAAUAUACACUGUGAAGGUUGUAAGCAAAAAGUCAAGAAAAUCUUGCAGAAAAUCGAAGGUGUUUUCACGACCAAGAUUGAUGCAGACCAAGGGAAAGUGACUGUCUCUGUCUCCCGGAGCGUAGAUCCUUCAGUUCUCAUCGAGAAGCUCGCCAAAUCUGGUAAACAUGCUGAAGUCUGGGGAGCUCCAAAGGGCAACAACAAUCCAAAUCAGUCUCAUGACUCUCACUUGGUGAAUCAGUUAAAGGAAAUGCAGAUUGACAACAAAAAAGGCAGCGGUGGUAAGAACAAUAACAACGAUAAAUGCCCGAAGAAUGUUGGAAGUGGAGGUGGAAGUAGCAAUCCACACCAGAUACAGAAGAUGAAAGGGCUUCAAGAUAUGAAGCUUCCUCAGCAGUUAAAGGAUUUGAAGGGCUCUUUUCCUGAGAACAAGAACCAAAACCAGCCAGGAGCAAAGUUCAAUGUUCCUGAGGAGGAGGAUGAUUAUUUUAGUGAUGACGAUGACGAGUUUACUGAUGCUGGUGACGAGGACUCUGAUGACGAUGAGUUUGAUGAUCUCCCUUCUCCGUCUAAUAAGAUGAUGAUGCCUAAUAAUCAACAGAUGAUGAUGAACGCCAAUCUUGGCGGUGGUCCCACCAAAAACGGCGGUAAGGGAGUUUACGGCGGUGGCAAAGGUGAACCUAACGGCGGUGGCGGUGGAAAAGUUGAUUCUGGCGGCGCUGGGAAUCAAAACCAAGGCGGAGGCAAGAACGGCGGCCAAAACGCCAAUGGUGUACAUCAACAAGAUGGUAAAAAUGGCGGUGGUCCAAACGUCGGAAAGAAGCUUAACGGCGGAGGUGGUGGACUUCCGGCCGGUUUUAUUCCCAUGGGAGGCGGAGUACCACCAAACAUAAGCAUGCCAAUUGGUGGUCUAAUGGGUAUGGGUGAUCCCAUGGGAAAUAUUCCUGCCGGUUUAUGUCCCAUGGGAGGUGCAGGACCAUCAAACAUGACUAUGCCAAUAGGUGGUCUAAUGGGUAUGGGUGGUCUGAUGGGGAAUAUUCCGGCGGUUCAUGGAUUACCGGCCACCGGUGCAAGCGGUAUACCGCCAGGUUAUUUCCAAAGGGCCGGGCCAGAUCCAAUUCAAAUGCAACAUCAACAACAACAACAACAGUAUUUAGCAGCGGUUAUGAACCAGCAACGUGCUAUGGAAAACGAACGGUUCCAACCAAUGAUGUACGCAAGGCCACCACUGGCAGUUAACUAUAUGCCACCGCACAUACACCUACACCAAUAUCCAAAUCCUUAUGAUCCAUACCCGUAUCCACCUCAUGGGAAUGAUCAAUACUCUCAUGUCUCUAACGAGGAGAACACAUCUAGCUGCGAUAUUAUGUGAUGGUUUCACUAUUUCUAUAGAAUUAUAAUGUAAAUUUGGACGUAUGUUAAAUUAUGUUGAAGUUCAUGUUAUUCUCCUUCAUGUGACUUUUUAUUUGCUAAUCAAGAAAAUAAAUUAUGAAUA
Messenger RNA from Brassica rapa (field mustard), 2466 nucleotides. Its product is annotated as heavy metal-associated isoprenylated plant protein 32. Lineage: Eukaryota; Viridiplantae; Streptophyta; Magnoliopsida; Brassicales; Brassicaceae. The record is from RefSeq and is a predicted model, not a curated record. Gene Ontology annotation, molecular function: metal ion binding.